CGGAUGUGACCACAAAGUAACAGUCAUCAAAGAUGGAUGAAGCGGUCACUAUAAAUAACCAAACAUCCAGAUAAGCAUCGACGUCGACUAUUGAUGGCUCCUCCUCCGUCCGCCACCUGUAAAUCUGCGGUGCCAUCUUCCACAGCGACUGGAUGUGACAGGCAGCUUCCAGAGCCGCAGCAGCGGGGACAGGGCGUCUGAAGACCGCUGCUUGUUUCCCGACGAAGCUUUCCUUAUAAUAAAGAUCGGCUCAACGCGACUUUUGACGCAGGCGGCAGCGCAUUCAACAGGGCGCGGAGCCCCUGCAAGCUGGAGGUGGAGGAGUGAUCCAUCCAUCCAUCCACUGACAGGAGAGGACUUUCAUUUACCACGCUGUAAAUUCACGACCGCUGUGCACGCAGUCGUGAGUUCACUAUAACUUUGACGGACGCUUUAUUUAUUGUUGUUACGCGAGCACUGAAAGUAACGCGCAAGCGCCGCCAAGGAGGGCGCAUCAUAUAAGGCGCACGACUGAAUCUGCAUUUCAAAGGAAGUUUCCCCCCCCACAGCCUCCACACACACGCACGCACACUGUCAUCUGUUGUCCACUCAUCGUGACGCCGUUGUCCAGAGAAACCAAAGGAGAGGGAGAGAGUCCACUCGACAUGGCCGCGCAGCGGUGGCAUCAGGGGACGCUGGCUGGAACUCCACGCUGCGCCUGACUCGCACUUGACUGGAGUGUACGCUCUGGAGGCAGGCAGCUGAUCCAAAGCCCAUGAUGCCCAAGAGCAGAGAGAAAUUCAACCCCGACCCUUCUAUCCACAUAUCCAAGAUGAAUGUAAUUAUCCCCUUCUCAUCGGAUGUGCCGUGUGACAGCAACGGUCAGCGGAUGUGGUGGGCUUUCCUCGCAUCCUCCAUGGUGACUUUCUUCGGGGGUCUCUUCAUCAUCCUCCUGUGGAGGACCCUCAAAUACCUGUGGACCGUGUGCUGCCACUGUGAUGCCAAAAAGAAGGAGGUGCACCGGAUCACCACGGGAGAGGUGGUCAAACGCUCGGGAAAAGAUGACGCAGCGGCCAGUGAGGUUGGCUGGAUGACCUCCGUGAAAGACUGGGCCGGGGUCAUGAUAUCUGCUCAAACGUUAACAGGAAGAGUUCUGGUGGUUCUGGUGUUUGCUCUCAGCAUCGGGGCCCUUGUCAUAUACUUCAUAGAUUCUUAUGAUCCCAUCGAGUCCUGUCAGAACUUCUACAAAAACCUAACGCUGCAGAUUGACAUGGCGUUCAACGUCUUCUUCCUGCUGUACUUCGGCUUGCGGUUCAUUGCUGCCAAUGACAAGCUGUGGUUCUGGCUGGAGGUGAACUCAGUGGUGGACUUCUUCACGGUUCCUCCGGUGUUUGUGUCGGUGUACCUGAACAGGAGCUGGCUCGGUUUGAGGUUCCUGAGGGCCCUGCGGUUGAUACAGUUCUCAGAGAUAUUACAGUUUUUGAAUAUACUCAAGACAAGUAACUCCAUCAAGUUGGUCAACCUGUGUUCCAUAUUCAUAAGCACAUGGCUGACGGCCGCAGGCUUCAUUCACUUGGUGGAAAACUCCGGAGACCCAUGGGACAACUUUCAAAAUUCCCAAGCACUUUCCUACUGGGAAUGUGUCUACUUACUCAUGGUUACCAUGUCCACGGUCGGAUAUGGAGACGUUUAUGCGAAAACCACCCUGGGCCGCCUGUUCAUGGUCUUCUUCAUCUUGGGUGGUUUGGCCAUGUUUGCGAGCUACGUCCCUGAAAUCAUAGAAUUAAUAGGAAACCGCAAGAAAUACGGCGGUUCCUAUAGUGCUGUAAAUGGGAGAAAGCACAUUGUGGUCUGUGGGCACAUUACACUGGAGAGUGUGUCCAACUUUCUAAAAGACUUCCUACACAAGGACAGGGACGAUGUCAAUGUAGAAAUUGUUUUUCUCCAUAAUAUUUCCCCUAAUCUUGAGCUGGAAGCCUUGUUCAAACGCCACUUCACCCAAGUUGAAUUUUACCAAGGAUCCGUCCUAAACCCACAUGAUCUGGCCAGAGUCAAGAUUGAGUCGGCAGACGCCUGUCUGAUCUUGGCCAAUAAAUACUGUGCUGACCCUGAUGCCGAGGAUGCCAGCAACAUCAUGAGGGUUAUUUCCAUCAAGAAUUACCAUCCGAAGAUCCGAAUCAUCACGCAGAUGUUGCAGUACCAUAACAAGGCUCACCUUCUGAACAUUCCGAGCUGGAACUGGAAGGAGGGAGACGAUGCCAUUUGUCUUGCAGAGCUGAAACUGGGCUUUAUUGCCCAGAGCUGUCUGGCUCAGGGCCUCUCCACCAUGCUGGCCAACCUCUUCUCCAUGAGAUCAUUUAUCAAAAUUGAAGAGGACACAUGGCAGAAGUAUUACUUGGAAGGAGUAUCUAACGAGAUGUACACGGAGUACCUGUCCAGCGCCUUUGUGGGUUUGUCUUUCCCUGUUAUUUGCGAACUGUGCUAUGUGAAGCUGAAGCUGCUGCUCAUAGCCAUUGAGUACAAGUCUGAUCAGAGGGAGAGCAGCACCCUGAUAAACCCUGGGAACCACGUGAAGAUGCAGGAAGGAACCUUGGGCUUCUUCAUUGCCAGUGACGCCAAAGAAGUGAAGAGGGCAUUAUUUUACUGUAAGGCCUGCCACGAUGACAUAACGGAUCCUAAGAGAAUAAAGAAAUGCGCAUGCAAGAAAUCCAAGACUCCCUUCUACAAGAAAAUAGAACUGGCAUGUUGUUUCGAUUCGGACCGCUCUAAGUGGCCCAGCCUUUGCAUGCCAGUAAAUGUUCCUUGUGACGUGGACCCGGGUCUACAGGACAUCCAGGUCUCUGCUGUCUCUCUUAAUGAUAGCUCAGAGGCAUUACCUGCCCCUAAAAAUAGCUAUAAUGGAUAUAUCAAGUCAAUUGAAGGCGACCAUCAGUCCGCACUGUCGCCCAAGAAGAAGCAACGGAAUGGAGGCAUGAGGAUUUCACCAAACUCCUCACCCAAGUUGAUGCGACACGACCCACUCCUUGUCCCGGGGAACGAGCAGAUUGAGAGCAUGGACGAGAAUGUGAAGAAAUAUGACUCGACGGGGAUGUUUCAUUGGAGCCCGUCCAAAGACAUCGAGAAGGUCAUCUUGACACGCAGCGAGGCAGCUAUGACCGUCCUGAGCGGUCAUGUGGUCGUGUGCAUAUUCGGAGAUGUGAAAUCAGCACUGAUCGGUCUCCGGAAUUUCGUGAUGCCCCUGAGGGCCAGCAACUUUCAUUACCACGAGCUGAAGCACAUUGUGUUCGUGGGCUCACUUGAGUAUUUCAAGAGAGAGUGGGAGACUCUUCACAACUUUCCAAAAGUUUCUAUUCUGCCAGGCACACCGCUGAGUCGGGCAGAUCUAAGGGCUGUCAACAUCAACCUCUGUGACAUGUGCGUCAUCCUGUCAGCCAAUCAGAACAAUAUUGACGAUGCAUCACUGCAGGACAAGGAAUGCAUCUUGGCGUCACUCAACAUCAAAUCCAUGCAGUUUGACGACAGCAUUGGGGUCUUGCAGGCCAACUCCCAAGGCUUCACACCACCAGGAAUGGACAGAUCCUCUCCAGAAAACAGCCCUGUCCACGGCUUAGUGAGGCAGACCUCGGUGACGACAGGAGCAAACAUCCCCAUCAUAACAGAGCUCGCGCCAUUAGCGAAGGCGGGCAAAAAAGUGCCUGUGAUUUCAUUCAGUCAGGAUAAAAGCAGUGGGACCAGCAUACAAAUGAUAACCGAGCUUGUGAACGACUCAAACGUUCAGUUCCUGGACCAAGAUGACGACGACGACCCCGACACAGAACUGUACCUCACCCAGCCGUUUGCCUGUGGAACAGCCUUUGCAGUGAGCGUGCUGGACUCCUUGAUGAGUGCUACAUACUUCAACGAUAAUAUCCUCACCUUGAUCCGGACACUGGUAACGGGCGGAGCGACGCCGGAGCUGGAGGGGCUGUUGGCGGAAGAGAACGCUCUGCGAGGCGGUUACAGCACACCGCAGACCCUGGCGAACAGGGACAGGUGUCGCGUGGCUCAGCUGGCCCUGUACGACGGGCCCUUUGCCGACCUGGGGGAGGGCGGUUGCUACGGAGACCUGUUCUGUAAAGCCCUGAAAACAUACAACAUGCUGUGCUUUGGCAUAUAUCGGCUACGAGACGCACAUUUGAACUUGCAGAGCCAGUGUACCAAACGGUACGUCAUCACUAAUCCACCGUACGCGUUUGAGAUGGUGCCCUCAGACCUGAUAUUCUGCCUGAUGCAGUUUGACCACAACGCCGGGCAGUCUCGAACGAACCUUUCCCACUCUUCCCAUUCGUCGUACUCCUCCAGUAAAAAGAGCUCCUCCGUCCACUCUAUCCCAGCCGCCAACCGCAGCAACCGCACAAAAAGCAGGGAGUCGCGAGACAAGCAAAAAAAAGACAUGGUUUACAGAUGAGUUUACAGGCCAGCCGAGGACCACACAGUUCCCUUACCAUCAGCCAAGUCAGUCACACUAAAUCAACGAGCAGUUCGGUUCCAAUGUUGUGAGAAGCAGAGGACGAGUGCUAAACUCUGGGACCCUUGUUGACAACUGUGUGGUACAAGUCUGCAGACUGCUGCAGACUUCUCAUCUGCCAACAUAAACCAUCAGACGACACAAGACGCAAUUUCCCUUAUUUCCUUAUCCACCUUCAUUAGGACUGAAGAUACAAUACAGACAAUAAUCACAACUUCUACCAAUAACAAUACUCAGACAUUAGGCCACUUCUUGUGGCCACAUUCUAUGGCUUUCUGUUCUAUUCUGUUCUGGUCUGGGAGACUACGGACACUCAAGGAAGCCAAACAAUGUAAACGUGGCUCCGACUGCUACAGCUGUUGUUAGCUCAAAUGUUUUUGCAGUAAAUGUUGCCUUUUUUAGCCCCCUACUGCUACUACUGCAUUUACCCAGUGUCACACAACCAAUCUGUACAGUAUGUCUGAGUGAGUAUUCCACGUCCUGCUGCAACGCCAUCAUCACCGACCCGCUCUAAUUCACACCAUUUAUGACAGUCUCCAUAGCCAGUGUCCAUGUGUCCGUGGCACUUGGCCCCAAAG
Molecule: messenger RNA, 5064 nt
Organism: Cynoglossus semilaevis (tongue sole)
Lineage: Eukaryota; Metazoa; Chordata; Actinopteri; Pleuronectiformes; Cynoglossidae
Product: calcium-activated potassium channel subunit alpha-1
Exons: 31
Coding region: 755-4426 (1223 amino acids)
Biological process (GO): potassium ion transmembrane transport
Cellular component (GO): postsynaptic membrane
Molecular function (GO): large conductance calcium-activated potassium channel activity
Source: RefSeq, a predicted model, not a curated record